ACUGUAUCGUCACCGCUGUCCUCGGAGGCUCUUGUGUCUGCUGUCCCACCGAAACAGUGCUUGUUCCGUAGCUCCAUUUCACGGCCAUCCUCAAGCCCUUGUAGGCCGCGUAAACUUAUGGCUGAAUGUCAUUGGAUCAUUGGCCUCUCUCUUCUCUCUCAUUAUCGUUACAAACCUGCUACACGAUAUCACAUAUCUUUAGGUCGAUAUCUUUGGGUGAGGCUUUCCUUUUCAUACCACCCUUCGAACGACACCCUUUCUCUAUGGCAUUCUAACAGACACGAGUCGGCAUUCAACAUCUGCAACUUGGCACAUUUGGUACCUUUGGUGGCUAUACCCUUUCUCUCGGCCCCUUCGACCUGCUCAGCUAACUGUCUGCUUCACACCAGGCCUGCCUGCGUGUGUGUGUCUGUGUGCCUCGGAGGCUACCAUCGCAACCUUCUGGCUAUACGUGUGAGUGCUUAUGAUUGCGACUUGGUCACCCGCUCAGAUGCAGCGAAUUGUCUGGUUAAUCUGAUAACUAGCCACUGGGUGGCCACGUUUAUUGGCCGUAGCUUGAUUCGACUCUCUGUUCGCCUCACUCCUAAGCCCGACGACUAUCGAGGCUAUAAUUUGCCUCUCGACCUGUUUCCUCAUUAA
This is a messenger RNA of Protopolystoma xenopodis, 639 nucleotides long. NCBI's taxonomy places the organism in Eukaryota, Metazoa, Platyhelminthes, Monogenea, Polystomatidea, Polystomatidae. The record is from the annotation of a GenBank genome assembly.